Rotaria sp. Silwood2 is the source of this 567-nucleotide messenger RNA. Lineage: Eukaryota; Metazoa; Rotifera; Eurotatoria; Philodinida; Philodinidae. The record is from the annotation of a GenBank genome assembly.
AUGGAUAGUGAAGGACGUCUCCAUGUAUCUGACAUCGACAAUCGGGAAGUAAGACGAUAUGAAACAGGAGAUAAGAUUGGAACUCUUGUGGCUGGUGGCCAUGGUGCAGGUUAUGAUCUCAAUCAGAUCUUGUCCCCAUAUUUCAUUUUUGUCGAUCAACAACAGAAUCUCUAUGUGGCAGACAAUGGAAAUCAUCGUGUAAUGAAAUGGGGUAAAGAUGCUAAAGAAGGCAUUGCUGUUGCUGGAGGCCAUGGCAUUGGAAACUCUCUAUCACAACUGCGCUAUCCUAACGGAAUAUUUGUCGAUACAAUGGGUACUGUCUAUGUGGCAGAUGAUUUAAAUCAUCGAGUGAUGCGUUGGGCUCAGGGUGCAAAACAAGGCACGGUUAUUGUUGGUGGGAAUGAUAGAGGACAAGGAGCAAAUCAGCUCAAUGGUGUGACCGGGUUAUUCUUCGAUCGACGUGGUAAUCUCUACGUUGGCGAUCGGAAUAAUAAUCGAGUACAACGCUUUUCUCUACAGGGUAGGUCGGAUUGCAGCUAUGCUUGCCCAUGUGUCAUGUGGCUGUGA